GACCACAGUCAGUCGGCCUCGAUGACGGAAUGUGUGAAAUUUUAAGAUGGUGAUGAACUGUGUUUCUGUUUUCUCGGUUUCCAUUAGAUAAUUUAGUAUUGGUGCUUUGACAUUUUGUUGAUAUAAUCAAAAUGUUUUCUUCUAUACGACCACAAGAACAUUAAAACUUUUCCCCCUGGUUUAAUAGACUCUGAGUGUUAAACGUGUUUGUCGGAUCAUUGACAUUGUUUCCUUACAAAAAUUUUGUACCAUCGCGAUUGUAAUGUUGAUGCUGCUAUCGUGUGCAUUUGUUGCGCUCAGUAAAUGGAUUAGGCGAUUCUGAUGUUUCCGAAGUCAUGGAGAGGCAGGAGCGCACACAUGCCAACAUGGAGGCCACAGACACUGUGGACACCAAACAGUCAAAGCAACGAGCGUCGAUUAAAUGGCUGUUGUCGAAGGCAUUCAACAACCGGGUACCGGAGAAUCUCCUAGAGCCAUUCUACAGAGACCAUGAGGACCAAGAGCAUCUAAAGCCGCCCAUAGUGGGUGGCUUGGCCAACGCGGAGCUGUACUGCCUCGCGUUGGCCAACAUGUACUCGGACCCGAACUACCACAGUCUGAACCACUGGAACAUCCUGCAGACCCUCGCGCGGAAGGGCGUGCAGGUGCCCGACCCGCCCGACUGCGCGCUCACCGAAACUGUGCUCAUUCAGACAAACCCGCUUAAAAUGGGCGCGCAUUUAGCUGUGAUAGAGGCUGUGAUGACGCUGUACGCGCGGGAGGUGGUGACGCUGGACCGGGUGUCGGCCGCGGCGCAGCGGUUCGGCGCCUCGCAGCCGCCGCCCGCGGGCUCCACGAUACCCCACGAGGACGGCUUGCUGUGCUGGAUCAACGCGGCGUGCACUGCGCUCAAUAAAGCUGAGGAGAACUCAUCGUCCCACGUGCCGAUGGUGAAGAGUCUCCAGGAUCUAUGCGACGGCACCGCGCUGGCCGCGCUCAUCUCCUUCUACUGCCCAGAAGACCUGCCGCGUUCGGCGGUGAAGGUGGGGCGCAUGGCCUCCAUACAAGACUGCCUCCACAACCUGAUGCUGGUGUAUGACUUCUGCCAGCACAGCUUGCCCCACAACGUGUUCCAUAUGUUGCCGGAGGACGUCACUUACAUGCGGGGGUCAAUGCGACAGAACUUAAUAGCAAUGCUAGCAGAUCUGUUCAACAUGUUAGAAGUUCAUCCAGUUAAAUCAGUAAAAUACCCGGGAAGCGCGGGCGUGGGCGCGGACAGCAACGCGUACGGCGUGCGGCACAGGCGCAGCCUGCCGCCGCCGCCGCCCGCCGCCAUCCCCGACCUGCGCGCCGAGCCAGCCCACCCGCACCACCCCACGCAGCCGCCCUUCGCAGUGUCGCGAUCGCCAUCAGCGUGCGGCAUAAGGCCGCGGGGGCCUGCCAGCCGAUCUUCCUGCUCGACACCAGAAAGGCGGAGUUGUAGUCCACAAAGAGAUGAAUUUGUGGUCCACAGUCGGAAAGCUAUCACUACUCUAUCAGCUAUGGCGAGGCGGGAUGAAGACAGCAUGUUUGUGGACCAAAAAACGGCGGGUCGGCCGUCAAACUGGGCGGACUCCCGGGAAGGCAGCUUCGCGGGGCGACGCUCCAGGAGAUCCUCUAUCACGGACGACAGUCAACUCACUGUGGAGAACUUCGGAGGCUCGCAGGAUCGGUUGCACUUCGCUGGCAAAAAUCCUGAGAAGGAGUUGGCCACUGUAGCUAAUGUUAGGAAAAUAUCUGCACCUGCAGGCCCCAUAGACUACAACCCACCCGUGCGCUCGACGCGGCAGGACACCCGCGGCUCCAUACAGUUCAUACACGACGACUAUCAAAACGGCGCCGCAGACGAGCGACAGAAGAGCGUGGAGCGACAGCACAGCCAGCCGCAGACUAGCGACUCGCCCGUCCAGCCAAUCAAGAGGCAGCUCAGUAGUGACACCAUCACGCUGUCGCAAAACCUCGGCUUUAACUAUAAAGGUGGUGGGGACGGUUUCUACUUGAACGAACGCGAUGCGCCCGACGGUGACGUCACCAAAACUAGCUUCGCUGAUCUUGCUAAGAUGAGGACUAAUGGAGACCAACAAGGUGCGGGCGAGCCUGAGCGACGGAAAUCGUCGUUCUCGACGCUGGGGGGCAACGCGACCACGUGGCAACAACAUUUCAUGCAGCUGGAACACCAACCCAAUGGCGAUGACGCAACGGAAGAUUCAGUGACGUCACCGACGGGUGGGCAGGCGAUGGCUGCACAACUCAACAACAUCCGGCUAAAGCUGGAAGAGAAACGGCGCCGCAUCGAACAGGACAAGCGGCGCAUGGAGCUCGCGGUGAACCGGCAGCGACAGCAGCUGGGUCAGCAGGCCUUCCUGCAGGCUGUCACUAGGGAUGCGUUUUUGCAAUACCAGUUAGCCUCUUUGGGCAAGGGCGCGCGCACACCGGCGGACGCUGCCGUCGCGGAACAGACGCAGGAAAUGGCGUUGGAAGCUUCUAAUCAGAGCGCCGAGAACGCGGCGUUAGAACAGUAUCAGCAAUCCAUUGUGAAAAUGAACUCCAGCCUGCAGGAUAUACAGAGCGACAUCGCGCGGCUCGCCAGCCAGCAGACCCAGCUGCAGCAGCAACAGCAGCAGCAGCAGCAACAGCAGCAGCAGCAACAACAACAGCAGCAGCAGCAACAACAACAGCAGCAGCAGCAGCAACUGCAGCAACAGCUGGCGGCUCAGCAGCAGCAGCUGCAGCAGCAAGCGCAACAGCUUCAGCAAGCGCAGCAGCAAGCCAAGCAGAUGUUCCAGCAGCAACUACAACAACAACAGCAGCAAACACAAACUUCCUUCCAGCAACAGUUUCAACAAAACAUUCCACAAUUGCACAGCCAAUUCAGCUCACAGCACAAUGUGUCGCGCGCGCCCAACGCGUUCGGUUCCACGCCGCACAUCGCGCGGGAGUUGUUCGAGGCGCCGAGCCCGCAGCCGGCCGCCCCGUUCCUCUACCAGUUUAGGGACAUGGAGCCGGAGUACGCGCGCCAGCAGUUCUUCCUGCACGAGAGCCCGCCGCAGCGCCGCACGUGGGCGCAGCACGCGCAACACGCACAACUGCAGCAGGAGAAUGCCGAGCUCAGGGGCUGGCAGCUACACCAACAAAAUCAUCAGCAACCUCCAUACCAGCCACAGCAACCCGAGCCUGCGCAGCGAACUUGGAAGUCCCCCUCCCCGCAACCCCAACCGCCACCCGAGAGGACGUGGACGCCUCAGGGCUUUAGGUUGCACGAACGUACCACGCCUCCCACAUUCCCCGUGCACUACGCGGAUAGGUAUCAGAACGGUACAGAAAAUACUCGCGAGGCCCAAAACCACCUCAGCUACACUGUGAUAAGCCCUAACCAAUACCCCGUCGCGUCCCAGUCCCCGCCCACGCAAAGCCCGCGUCGGUCGCAAACGCCCCAGCGGCAAGGCUCCCUACCCGAGGCGAAACGACCCGAGCCCCUCGGCCUGCACCAGCUGCACAGUCCCGCGCCGCCCGAGGACAUGGAACCCCAAAACAUUUCCUUCAUAGGCAACGCGGAAGAUGACGCUUUGAGACAAGGAAUCAACCGAUUAAACAUCUCCUCCGGCACGCGCACGUACCGCAUCCCCUCCCCGACCAGGCCGUCCCUGGGCAGAAAUUCCUUCCAAAGAUUCGAGCAGCGGGAAGAACCGAACGAGAAAGGCUUCUACAUUUCAUUCGAUAACGAGCAACCGAAAAGACCCAAACCACCCUUGCGGGCGAAACGGGGUUCCCCGAGGAAGGACCGCGCGGAGUUUUCGAGUCCGGAGCGAAGUCCUGAAAACACGUGGAGUGAACGGCUGCCCGAAGACAGGAUGGAUGCGCCGCGACCUGACGUGCAGAGGCACUCCCCACCGCGGGAGCGAGCGCGCCCGCCCAGCGCCGAGCCCGCCGCGCUUGUCAUCGGCGAACUGCACCCUGACCCCAAUUCUGCCGAAGAAAUGGAACGUAAAAAAGAACGCAUAAUGCUCAUGUCCCUGCAACGACGGCAAAGAGCGGACGAGGCGCGAGCGCGGGCCGAGGCGGCCGCAGCCGCGCGCAAGGCGCGGGACGAGGCCGAGGCGGAGAUGAAGGCCGCGAGGAAGGAGGAGCAAGCGAGGCGGAGGCAGGCCAUCCUUCAACAGUACAAGCUGAAAAAGGCGAUGGAAGAAGCCGAAAGAGAGGGCAAAGUCCUCGACAAAUCGGAAUACCUAGAGAUAAUGAAAGGGGGCGGAGGGACGCUGCCCGCGCCGGCGGGGGGCGGGGCGCGGUUGCGGGGCAAGGUGCCUGCACGAGCUCGCCCCAAGACCAUCCACGUGGACAGCGGGGCGCUGCAGGCCGCCGAGGGCAUGCUGGGCAGCAAGCAGCCUUCCUCCACCAACCUCACUGGCACGAUGCGGCGCGACUACUACCGCGGCUCGCAGGACAACCUCGCCGAAAGGGCCGCUAUGUAUCGAGAUUCGCCAGUGGAUGACCGAGGAGGUAUGUCACCAAGCAGCGCGUCGAGCGGCGCGCUCGGUCGACGCGGCUCCUGCAAGACGUCACGAGAGCGCGUGAAUGAUGAACCACAGUCGACACGUGGAAGGUCUAAAUAUUCCACUUACCAGAGUAACUUUAAGGCGGGGAGGAAAUCUAGCUCUCUUAUGAACUUGUGCGACUCGGGGCUGGGUCGCGCGACGCCGCCGCGCCGCGCCGCGUCGCCCGGCCUGCGCGCGCUCGCGUCGCCCGCGUCGGGCCCCGGCUCGCUGCCCGGCGCCAUCGGCAAGCGGCGCCCGCACGACGACAACUCCGACGUGUCCUCCACUCACUCCUCCAUCAUGGACUACUCCGGUCCGCGAUUAUACAAGCAACCGGCGACGAAAUCGAAUAGAGGGAUAAUGUUGAACGCGGUGGAGUACUGCGUGUUUCCGGGCGCGGUGAACGCGGAGGCCAAGCGGCGGGUGUUGGAGGAGAUAGCGCGCUCGGAGAGCAAGCACUUCCUCGUGCUGUUCCGAGACGCGGGCUGCCAGUUCCGCGCGCUGUACAGCUACUGCCCCGACACCGACACCGUCGCCAAGCUGUACGGCACGGGGCCCAAGCACGUCAACGAUCGCAUGUUCGACAAGUUCUUCAAAUACAAUUCGGGCAGCAAAUGCUUCUCGCAAGUCCACACGAAGCACCUCACGGUGACGAUAGACGCGUUCACGAUACACAACUCUCUGUGGCAGGGCAAGAAGGUGCAGCUUCCGAGCAAGAAAGACAUGGCGCUCGUCAUCUAAACCUCGAGCCUAGCGCUCCGUGACGUCACACGACGACCGUGACGCGGCGAUGACGUCAUCGCUGCGAUCGAGCGGUCCGACGACGUAACUAAUUUUAAAAUAAAGGAAUCCACGUUAUCUAGUCGCCGGCGGCAGUCGAGUCAAGCCUUGCUACUCUUCAGUUAGGACGCUUCGGUAGAGCCAGUGUUUAUAUCGGUUAGUGCGUUUCAGCUCGCUAAUGUUGUACGUUCAGGUUGUUGGCUGCAUUUAACUUAGUCUUAAUGACGGAUUAAAUAAGGAACGAGAUGUUAAUCUGUGCCACUAAGACGGUCCGAGAAUGUAGUCGACCGAAGUGGUUGGUGCGAGGCGGCGAGAAACGACGCACGGAACGUUGUCGCCGCGAGUGUGUCAUAUUGUACAGUUAGGGUGCGCUUCUAGUGAAGCGGAGUGGAGACGUGUUUUCGACCAAUCAUUCUUGAUUACUAGCUUUUGCCCACAUUUUUAUACUUGAUACCUAUGUUACUUCUGGAUAUAAUAGCUUUAUAAUGGUGAAAUAAUUAUUAAAAUCGGAUCAGUAGUUUCAGAGUUUAUCGAUUACAAACAACAAACAUAAUAUGACUUGACGACAAGAUAUACCCGACGAGAUUUAUUCAGACUAUGAUAUCACCGCACAAGACUUGAAAUCUACAUUCUACAGUCAUAACGAUAACUAACAAAAAUAUUAGUAUAGAUUAUCCGAUGACAAUUUAAUCAGAUUAUUGAUAGUUGAAAUUAUCAUUUUAUCUAGUCUCAAUAAGCUGAUUGGUCGAAAAUACGUAUCCCCUCCUUUAGAAACACAUUCUUGGAGAGGAUGGGAUGGACGGAAACUCGAAUCUGGUAGACGAGACGCGGUGCCGGCGACCUGACUAGAGGAUCCUAUAGAUCCCUAAUUUUUUAUUAGCUUCGUAUUUAGAGGCGUCGUUUAUCGAUUUUAACGUGUUUUAGCGUAAUCAUUGCUUAAGUUAAUUGCAUUGGCUUUAAUAAAUGUAUGUUAAAAUAUUAUGCAGAAUGCUCUAGUUGGGUCGUCGGAGUGGUUGUGUAGCGAAUGGUCCGAAAUGCGUGUCGUUUUGAUUUACACUCGAGCUAUGUUCACUGUUGAUUACUUUGCGGCUUAUUCAAGUGGUUCGUAUUAAGUCACCGAGAAAUUCGUGAGCUAUAUAACUUUCUUACAGUUAAAUAAUGUGAUAGCUGCUAGCUAAAUGUGAAAUUGACAUCAACUUUUAUUAUGAUAUGAAAAUAAAAAUUAUGUUAUUUUGGCUUAACUUUCCAUACGAUCUGUUGAAAUUAUGUUUUUUUAUUCAGUAGUAGCCAGUUGUUUUAUACUGUCUGUCACACUCGUGUACAAAUAUGAGCGAUAUGUUCGGAGAAUUAAUUUAGUAUUUAAAAUAAUAUUUUUAUAAGAUACUAGCCAAUGUCCGGCAUGCGUUGCAAUGCGACUCGCGCGCCACCUGUACGUUGAUGGUACUAUGUCAGAAACCUCGCAAGUGUCGACACCAACUGUACAAAGUUUCAACUCAAUAGGAUGAACGAUACGCGAACGCAUACGUAACGAAAAGACAGACGGACUAACAUUAAUUUUUAUAUAUAAGAUUAAUAUUCAUGGUUGUGUUUGUAAUACAUGGUUUGUAUUCAGAACUGUACCAUACUUUAUGAUAACAAUAACGAGCUGUUCUCUCUUUUAUUUAAUUUCUUUAUUUUGACUAUUUUCUAUAUCUGAAAAUAUCCUCAAUUUUAGUUAAUAUACGCCUAAUUUUAAUAUUUCUAGUCUAAUAUUUUAAUGGUUUUCGAUACAUCUGUACACGAGUGUGGUGAUGCGCGCCGAUGUAUGUGUGUGUGUGUUUAGUUCGACGCGAGGGUGUCCGUGUGUGCGGUUUGCCAUAUGUAUUAGUGAGAGGGUCGAUACGUUCCAUUAUAUUUGUCUCAAACGACGUAACAGCAAUGCGAAGCGGGUAUUCGCUGGGGCUCGAUUGCGGAGCAGCUGCAUCAAUCAUUAUAUUACAAUCUCAAUCGUUGUGAUUGGCUGAAUUUAUGGUAUUCUUGUUGCAACAAUACAUUGUGACCAAUCAAGAGCGAGCGUCAACCAAUCAGAAGUGAUUGCGAUCGUGACAAUGUAGCUGUCAUUAUACCGCAAUCGAUCCCGAGAACACCUGACGACUCUCGCGAUCGCGAUGAGCUCACUUUUGACGUUUGCGUUUUAUAUUCACUGCCAUUUUUAUUAUAAUACUCAAUUUAAUAUAAUAGAUGAAGUUAUAGUGACCUUAUGAAGACGUUGUUCGGAGUUUUAUUAUAUAUUUUAUUAAUCCGGGGAUACUUGGUCCUUUCUAAAAGAGGGGGUGAAAUAUAACACUGGAAUUCAUAGUCAAGAUAGGGGCUUCUUUAGGGAAUCAUUCAGACGACAUAUUGUAUUCAACCUUUAUACGUUGCAUUUAGUUUGAAUAUGACACAAAUAUCGUCUCACUGGUCCCACAAAGAAGAACCUAUCUUGUCUAUGACAUUUCAGUGUAAGGCCUCAUUCGCACGACCGUUAAAAAAGCGCUUCGUUAAAACCCGGCGUUGCGCUGAAAAUACAAAGUGCGCGUUAAAAAGCGUUGACGUGUGAAUAGAUACUUGGGAAUGCAUUUGUUCUAUUUGAACGCUUUUUUAACGGUCGUUAAAAAAGCUCUCGUGCGAAUGAGGCCUUAGUCUACCUUUGAACUCAGCGCUGGAUACGCGUCAAACGUCAAAAUAUUCCCGAUCGCGCGAGAGUCGGAAUUGUCGCGAGCUUCGUAUCUCGUAAGGAAUAACAAAUUCACAAACUAAUCUUUGCUUACUCGUAAUAUUUAACUUGUUAGUAAUUAUUUCAAUUGACUGGAGUUAUGAUUAAGAUAAUGAGUAUUCGUUAAAAUUUGACCUUCAUUUUAGUUGAUUCAGAUGCAAUUUUUUACUGCUUGUAUAGCUAAAGUAAGACGAGGCACACUUUACGUGGUAAUUGUACUGCCUUAUUCUGUAAAUAAUUGUUUUCUUUUUGUAUACAGCUAUUUAUUAAAACGAUGUUAAACGAAAAAUUGAUGAGUAUCAUUUUUCAUUGUUCAAUGAUUGGUCAUCAGUUUAUUUACUACCGAUAGUGUAUGGUAUGCAAAUAUAUUGUAUUAUUAAAAAGCAUAACGAAAUAAUAUUGAAUUUCAUAUUAA
Molecule: messenger RNA, 8479 nt
Organism: Maniola jurtina (meadow brown)
Lineage: Eukaryota; Metazoa; Arthropoda; Insecta; Lepidoptera; Nymphalidae
Gene: Patronin
Product: patronin
Exons: 27
Coding region: 336-5291 (1651 amino acids)
Biological process (GO): negative regulation of microtubule depolymerization; cytoplasmic microtubule organization; neuron projection development
Cellular component (GO): microtubule minus-end
Molecular function (GO): microtubule minus-end binding; calmodulin binding; spectrin binding
Source: RefSeq, a predicted model, not a curated record